UAGCAUUGAAUCAAUUACAGGUUGCUAUUGCAGAGGCGCAUUUGUGUGAGCGGCCGUGGAGCAGGACGCAGGAGCUCAGCACAAGAGAGAGGAUUACUACUGCUUUACAACUAAGGACCCUUGGGGUGACUGGAGUAUUUUACAAGAGCUUUGCCAUUCAAUUUUGGUUGUUCUUUUAUCAAAAGGAAAAAACAAAAGGAUUAAAAAAGCUGAGCACGAUUUAAGGGACCAUGGGGAUUCUAGAGACACAUCUCGUUCUUGGGAUUGUCUUACUAGGAGUAUUCACAGAUGUUUCAAAAGCAUUUCUGACUUUGAGUUCAGAUGAAACCGAAUUCAUACUGAAACCUCAGUCUGAAUUCAACAUCACAUGCUUUGGAGAGAGAACGGUUACCUGGGCUGAGCCAUUACCGGAUAAUGUAAAAUUGCACUCCGGAAUAUAUCACAGCACUCUGGUGAUCACUCAUGCUACGGUCGAUAACACACGUCACUAUACCUGCUUAUAUGAGGAUCAACACGAAAACCUUCUGGAUAUCUACAUUUUUGUUCUAGAUCCCGAGGUGGCAUUUGUUCCCUCCGUUGAGGCGGACGAUAUGGAUGGCAUAAUCCCCUGUCGUGCUACAAAUCCACAUUCUCACGUGAUUCUCAGAAGCCUGGAGAAUGGUGAUGAGGUUUCUGCUAUGUAUGACCCCAAAGUGGGUUUUUUGGGCAUGUUGGCACCAGGUCGCUACGCGUGUGAGACGAGAGUCAAUGGAAAAGCGGUGCAGAGCAUCGUUUAUAAUAUGCCAGAAGAGCCCGAUGAAGAUGAUGAUGAAGAUGAAGAUGCACAGCAUGAUUUAAGCAUUCACUUGAGCGCCAGUAUGGAGGUGUUGACAGAGGGAGAUGCUUUUAAUCUCACCUGUGAGACUCCACCUGGUGAGGCUUUCCACCAACAGUGGCUGCAUCCACUUGAACAGGCCAGAGAUGCAGUAAGUAUGAAGGUUGUUUUCCCAGACAAAGUCCUGUACAUCCUCAACAUACCGAAAGCCUCUGUGGCGGACAGUGGACUCUAUGAGUGUGCUGUUACAAACCAAUUCACUGGACAAACCAAGUCUGUCAAUUUGGGUGUCACAGUCCACGAUAGCUUAUUUGUGGAAGUUAUAUCCAAUGGCAUUGGGCCCCUAGAGACUGCCUCGCUUCUGGAUGAAAAAGAGUUCACUAUUUACAUUGACUCUGACCCCGAGCCAAAGGUAAUGUGGUUCAAAGAUGGCCAUCCGUUGGAUAACAGAUACAUCACCUCCAAGACUACACAUCUGAAUGGCCUCAGGUAUGAGAACAUUCUGGUUCUCCGCCAUCCAACAGAGGAAGACAGUGGCAUUUAUGAAAUCAUUGCGUCUAUUGGCUCCAAGAGUUCAAAAUUUUCAUUCAAAUUGUUGGUAGAAGUUGUAACCCCAGUGUUGCCACAGUCUCUAUUGGCUCCUGUAAUGUGGCCCCAGAGAGAUACCGUGGAGGUGACUCUCCACUCCACCUUCCGACUCACGUGUCGAGGUCAGGCGAAGCUCACCUGGCAAAGCCCCAUUGAACUUCAUGAUGAGACACAUACUGAAAAGAAAGGACUCUAUAUCUCCACUGUGUCCGUUGACAACGCGACAGCCAGCCACACUGGAGAGUACUCUUGCUCUUACGACACCGGUGACACAGACGGAGACGAGAGUACCAUCUACGUUUAUGUGCCAGAUCCAAAUACACCGUUUGCCCCAUCCAUCAACUUUUUUGAUCACCACGUGAUUUCAACUCACGACGAGAUGGAAAUCCCGUGCCUUGUGACCGAUCCCAGCACCAGCGUCUCUCUGGUUCACAAAGAGACCGGUCAAGUCCUGUCCAAUGUUUAUGACAGCAAGAGAGGAUUCGUUGGCCUCUUCAGUGCCGGGACAUAUGCCUGUAGGGCUCUCAUCAAUGGACAGGAGCAUGACAGCAUAGAGUACAUUGUUCAUGGUUGGGCAGUAGGCCCUGAGCUGAGGGUUGAGCUGAAGGCAGAGAAGAAAGCUCUGCUGAUGGGUGAAACCAUCACCGUCGAUUGUGUGGCCAGAGGCAGUGAGAUGUUGGAGGACCACUGGAAGUACCCUGGAAAAUUGGCGGAUCGUGGGUCAAAGACAGUGAAGGAGAAUAGGAAAGAUCUUGAGAUCCACUAUACACUGACCGUGACUAACGCCUCAGUUAAGGACAGUGGAGUCUAUGCCUGCUCCAUCACUGACAUUUCAAGCAAUGACAGCCAAACCAAAGAGCUUACCAUCACCGUCUAUGAGCAUGAGUUUGUCUUCAUAGGUCGAGCGUUUGGUCCAGUGGAGACCGUUACGCUGGAUGAGGUGCCAGAGUUCAGGAUUAACAUAGAGUCGUUACCCGCCCCCAAAGUGACAUGGAUAAAAGACGGCACUGUUCUGGGAAACAUCGCUGCGGAGAUCAGCACCAGGCUCGUGAAAACCGGCGAGACCAGUUACCAGAGCGUGUUGACGUUGAUCAGAGCCAGAUCAGAAGACAGCGGGAACUACACUAUCAAAGCGCAAACAGGCGACUUGACUUCCAGCCACAGUUUCUACCUUCAGGUUAAAGUUCCCCCUGUGAUUCUGGACCUGAUGGAUAUCCACCAUGGCUCAGCUUCAGGUCAGGGUGUGGUGUGUACUGCCCGCGGUUCACCCGUCCCUGAAGUCGACUGGUUGAUCUGCAAAAACAUUAAACACUGUGCCAACGAUUCCUCCCAAUGGUUCCCACUUCAGAACAACUCCACAGACAUCAAGGUGGAAUUGAAAAUGGAUAACAACAACAUUGCCAGUCAGGUCAACUUCGGCCAUCUCGAAAGCACUAUUGCCGUGCGCUGUCUGGCCAGGAAUGACAUGGGCGUCGUUGCACGGGAAGUGAAGCUGGUGUCAAACGGUCCACAUUCGGAGCUUACUGUGGCCGCUGCUGUUCUGGUGCUCCUGGUCAUUGUCAUCAUCUCACUCAUUGUGCUGGUCAUUAUCUGGAAACAGAAACCACGUUAUGAGAUCAGAUGGCGGGUCAUCGAGUCCGUCAGCCCCGAUGGUCACGAGUACAUCUAUGUCGAUCCCAUGCAGCUUCCCUACGACUCCCGCUGGGAGUUCCCCCGAGAUGGGCUUGUUCUCGGUCGUGUCCUCGGCUCAGGAGCGUUUGGAAAGGUGGUGGAAGGCACCGCUUAUGGACUGAGUCGGUCUCAACCUGUUAUGAAAGUGGCUGUGAAAAUGCUUAAACCAACGGCACGCUCCAGUGAGAAACAGGCGUUGAUGUCAGAGCUGAAAAUCAUGACCCAUCUGGGCCCUCACCUUAACAUUGUCAACCUGCUGGGAGCAUGCACCAAAACAGGACCAAUCUACAUUAUCACAGAGUAUUGUUUUUACGGAGACCUGGUGAACUACCUUCAUAAGAACAGGGAUGGGUUUCUCAGCCGCAACACAGAGAAGGGCAACAAAAAAGAUUUAGACAUCUUUGGCAUCAACCCAGCCGACGAGAGCAGCAGGAGCUAUGUCAUCCUGUCGUUCGAGGGGAAAGGUGAUUAUAUGGACAUGAAGCAGGCUGACACAAUGCAAUACGUCCCCAUGCUGGAAAUGAGCGAAGCCUCGAAAUACUCGUCCAUCCAGAGAUCCGAUUAUGACCAUCCGCCCUCUCAAAGACAGUUCAAUGAGAGUGAAGUCGAGAACCUGCUCUCAGAUGACACCAAUGAAGGUCUGUCAACGUUGGAUCUUCUCAGUUUCACCUAUCAGGUGGCUCGAGGGAUGGAGUUCUUGGCCUCUAAGAAUUGUGUGCACAGAGACCUGGCUGCACGCAAUGUCCUGCUGUCUCAAGGCAAGAUAGUGAAGAUAUGUGACUUUGGGCUGGCCAGAGACAUCAUGCAUGAUAACAAUUAUGUCUCCAAAGGAAGUACCUUCCUUCCAGUGAAGUGGAUGGCUCCGGAGAGUAUUUUUGAUAACAUGUACACUACAUUGAGUGACGUCUGGUCUUAUGGCAUCUUAUUGUGGGAGAUCUUUUCUCUUGGUGGGACUCCUUAUCCGGGUAUGGUUGUGGAUUCCAGCUUCUACAACAAGAUCAAGAGCGGAUACCGAAUGACAAAACCCGAGCACGCUUCUGAUGAUGUCUAUGAGCUUAUGAUGAAAUGCUGGAACAGUGAACCAGAGAAGAGACCUUCCUUCCACGGCCUGAGUGAGACAGUGACCUCCCUGCUGCCCUCUGGAUAUAAGAGGAGCUAUGAACGUGUGAAUCGUGACUUCCUGAAGAGCGAUCACCCUGCCGUGACCCGAGUGCAAUGCGUCGACAAUGAUGAUGAGUACAUGGGUGCGCUCUACAAAAACCAGGGCAAACUAAAAAAUCGCGAGAGUGGUUUUGAUGAACAGAGGCUCAGUUCUGACAGCGGUUACAUUAUUCCUUUGCCGGACCUUGACCCGUUGUCAGACGAAGAAUAUGGCAAGAGGAAUCGACACAGCUCACAGACAUCAGAGGAAAGUGCCAUUGAGACGGGCUCCAGCAGCUCAAUGACCAAGCGUGAGGGAGAGACCCUGGAGGACAUCACCUUGCUGGACGAGAUGUGCUUGGACUCAGGAGACCUGGUGGAGGACAGUUUCCUGUAAGAGAAAGAUGUAAAGAGAGAUAUUCCUCCACAGACAGUUGCGUUUUCCAGGAGCCUCCAAGUCAACUGAUAUCUCUAUGCAUUCGUCCCUUUAUUUCUCUUCACCCUACUUUCUUGGAGCCUUCGAGGAAUACACAUUGCUGUGUGAAUGUCAUUGAGCCUAUGGUUUUUUGGAUUAGACACCGCCCUCUAGAGGUCUGGAGGAAUGAGCUGUGUAGCACAAGACUAUAUGAGCACUCUUGAUGGGGACUCUAAUGAAGCUAAGACCAACGAGGAGGGAAAGUGGAGGAUAUACUUAUGUCUGUGUAUCAUUUUUGUAUGUUUGAAAUAUGUUUAUGUGCGUGUGAGUGGUUUGUAUGGAACUUUGUUGUGAUGGGCAUUCCGGUCAGCAAUAAGCAGAUCAUAUCAAAGACCUGAGUGAGUCAACUUCUACCUUCCAUCUGAGCUACGAAAGAACCACUACAGACAUUUACUACACUACAGACAGCUCUUAACAGGCUGGACAACUGGGAAAAACAUGAUCUAUGGUUGGAUCACAACUGUUUUUUCUUUCCUCACUAUCACAGUUCUGCAGGAUAUGCAACUUAAGAAGACCCUGGACUACAUAUAGGUUUAAUGUAUCAUCAGUUCAUGUAUGGUCAGUGUCUGUGUGUGACAGUUUGAAUUUUAUUUUUUUACUCUUUAGAUAUGGAUAUAUUAUUUGUGAAUAUUGGGUUGGGUAGGGAGAAAUUUCGUAGACAUAAAUGAAAUACAUGGCUGACUUGCAAGUCAUUUUUGUGACUUCAACCUUUGUAAGAUGUUAUUUAUGUCAUCGUGUAAGGCCAAAGGUUUUACCUAACUGUCCAAAUGGUAUAUGAACCAGAGCUUUCUGUUUUCAUAACGUAUGUGUCAGUCUGGUUUUCUAAGCUAUGCCAAUGUUACAAUCUUACAUUUGUACAGUGUGCAGCAAUAUGUUAUCCUGUGAAAAUGGCUUUAGCAAGAGCUCUUAUGACUCAUUACAACAAUAUGAAGUCACCAUCCUUAAUACAAUGACUAGAAUAAGCUGGAAUGGAUAUGUUUGUUACAUAAUUUUGGCUCACCUUAUCAAUAUCAUUUCUUGACAUUUUUUUAAACGGCUUAUCAACUGUCAUGUCAUCUUUUGCGCUCUUAUAGUUUUCAAAGCUUGUACCACAGUAAUGUUGAAUUAUUUGAGAUAACUAAGAAAAAACCUUUUUGAUAUUCCGUGAAAUUAUCUGCAAACUAGUAUACUAGACUAUGCAAGUGCUUUUGGUUUAUGUUUGAUUCCCCCCAGAGUCUUGGGCAGGUUUUAUCUUGUUUGGAUUGGAUUUAUAUAGGCAUUUAGCCAGAGAUAAUCAUGCCUUGACAGGCUUGUUAAUUUAUUGGCUUGUGAAGACCACCCCUAAAGCAAAACCACAAUGAAAAUUUACACAAGAACCUGCAUUUCAGCCAAAUCCUGUACCCGUGAAGCGUCUUGGACACAGUAUAUAUUUUUAAUGUUGAUGUUAUACAUCACUGUUCAUUGUAAAUGUGUAUCAUUGUUUAUCACAAAUUCAGCAUAUCACUGCCUUUAACCCCCCUCCCCUCAGUCUAUUCAGCAUAUCACUGCCUUUAACCCCCCUCCCCUCAAUCAUCACCCUCUACUGUGAUAUAUUCCACGGGCACGGUCAUGAGGAGAAAAAAACUAUUGCACUUUUUAAAACUUCUUUUUUAAAUAUUUUAAUCUAAGAGUUUCUUUGUUCAGCUGUGUGUAGACAUUCUACAUUUUGUCUGUGCUAAAAAUAUAAAUGGUGUAAAUUUAAAGAGACAGUAGAUUGAAUGUUUUUGGAAGAGAUAAAAACAGGAGAGGUAUGAAGUAUAUUCUAUGGUACAAUAUGUGUAAUUCUAGGCAGUUAUUCUCUUAACAGAUGUUAUCCUUUUGCUAUGAAAUGCAUUAUGACUAUGUACAUUAAGAAGAUUUAUAUUUCAAUAAAUGAGA
Molecule: messenger RNA, 6584 nt
Organism: Triplophysa rosa
Lineage: Eukaryota; Metazoa; Chordata; Actinopteri; Cypriniformes; Nemacheilidae
Gene: pdgfra
Product: platelet-derived growth factor receptor, alpha polypeptide
Exons: 29
Coding region: 231-4610 (1459 amino acids)
Biological process (GO): multicellular organism development; positive regulation of kinase activity; embryonic cranial skeleton morphogenesis
Cellular component (GO): signaling receptor complex
Molecular function (GO): platelet-derived growth factor binding; ATP binding; platelet-derived growth factor alpha-receptor activity
Source: RefSeq, a predicted model, not a curated record